Messenger RNA from Gordionus sp. m RMFG-2023, 1046 nucleotides. RefSeq names its product glutamate [NMDA] receptor subunit 1-like. Gene Ontology annotation, biological process: chemical synaptic transmission; regulation of membrane potential; ionotropic glutamate receptor signaling pathway. Lineage: Eukaryota; Metazoa; Nematomorpha; Gordioida; Chordodea; Parachordodidae. Gene Ontology annotation, molecular function: NMDA glutamate receptor activity. Bases 153 to 917 code for a protein of 254 amino acids. The transcript is spliced from 7 exons. Gene Ontology annotation, cellular component: plasma membrane; synapse; neuron projection. The record is from RefSeq and is a predicted model, not a curated record.
CAUCAUCUUCAAAUAUAUUUCAUGAAGUAGUCGAUCAAGAGACUCAUACUGAGGAAAUCUUACAUCUACCUAAAGCUCUUUGGUUUGCUUGGGGAAUCUUACUUAACACUGGCAUAGGAGAAGGAACACCAAGGAGUUUUAGCGGAAGGGUAAUGAGUAUGUUUUGGUCAGGGUUUACUAUGAUUAUAGCUACAUCCUACACGGCAAAUCUUGCGGCCUUUUUAGUUUUGGAUCGUCCUGAACAAAUUAUAAGCGAAAUUAAUGAUCCGAGAUUAAGGAACCCAAACGAAAAUUUUUCUUUCGCUACGAUACAAGGUUCUGACGUAGAUUUAUAUUUUAGGAGACAGGGUGAUUUGUCUAAUGUAUAUCGCAAAAUGAGUACUAAGAGUUAUUCGAAAAUCGAGCAAGCUAUAAAAGACAUUAAAAUAGGCAAACUGCAAGCUUUUAUAUGGGAAUCAUCGAGACUACAAUAUGAAGUGUCAAAAGAUUGCAACUUGGUGAUAUCACCUCAAAUAUUUGGCAUGUCCGGAUAUGGUAUAGCUAUGAAAAGGGGGAAUUUGUGGUUACCAUUGAUUUCAAAAGCUAUACUCAAUUUCCAUGAAACUGGAAUUAUGGAAAAAAUAGAUAAAGAAUGGAUUAACGUGAAAAACGUGUCAAGUAAUUGCAAAGUGAAGGAAAAUCAAAGGGCAACUUUGGGUGUUUCAAAUAUGUUAAGUGUUUUCAUACUGAUUUUUGCCGGGAUUUUAGUUGGUUACGGAAUGUUAUCCAUAGAAAUUAUAUGGAAAAAAUAUCAAAACAAAAAGAAGCGUCGUUAUGCAUUAGCUCAAUCAUAUUUCGAGAGAUGGCGGAUCAAUACUUUGAGAAAUAGAAAAGUGCGAGAGGCUACAAAUGAGAAUGAGUAUUCGAUGAGAAUAUAAUUAUAAAAUAGAAUAUAUUUUUAUAAAUUAUAUAAUUCUUAUUGUGCGUACUUUUCUUUUAAAAAAUAAAUCUGUAUAAUAUUUAAUAAUAUAAUCAAAUCAAUUCAUUAAUUAUGGUACAGAAGUUUG